Messenger RNA from Phacochoerus africanus (Common warthog), 1421 nucleotides. It is a transcript of the gene DERL2, whose product is annotated as derlin 2. The transcript has 7 exons. Gene Ontology annotation, molecular function: ubiquitin-specific protease binding; misfolded protein binding. Bases 284 to 1003 code for a protein of 239 amino acids. Gene Ontology annotation, biological process: endoplasmic reticulum unfolded protein response. Gene Ontology annotation, cellular component: endoplasmic reticulum membrane; Hrd1p ubiquitin ligase ERAD-L complex. Lineage: Eukaryota; Metazoa; Chordata; Mammalia; Artiodactyla; Suidae. The record is from RefSeq and is a predicted model, not a curated record.
CGGGGCGGGAAAGCUAGCUGUGGCCUGCGGGGAUUGGCAGAAGGAACCAAUACUCGCUCUCUGCCCCGCGACGUUGAUGGGUGGAGAAGCGAGGCGGGGCCGCCGCGGAGAUGCAACUCGUGGUUGGCGAAUGUGCUGUCCUUCAGGCUCUUGCGAUUGGUGACUGGCCGACUGAGCGGCGCUGAUUGGACAGCAGUUUAACGGGGCGGGCCCCCCCAUCCCACCCCGCGGCUGGGACUGACUGGCGGAAGGGGAAGUGGGGGGGCAGGCGGCGGUGGGGAAGAUGGCGUACCAGAGCCUCCGGCUGGAGUACCUGCAGAUCCCACCGGUCAGCCGCGCCUACACCACCGCCUGUGUUCUCACCACCGCCGCCGUGCAGUUGGAAUUGAUCACACCUUUUCAGUUGUACUUCAAUCCUGAAUUAAUCUUUAAACACUUUCAGAUAUGGAGGCUAAUCACCAAUUUUUUAUUUUUUGGGCCAGUUGGAUUCAAUUUUUUAUUUAAUAUGAUUUUUCUGUAUCGGUACUGUCGAAUGCUAGAAGAAGGCUCUUUCCGAGGUCGGACAGCAGACUUUGUAUUUAUGUUCCUUUUUGGUGGAUUCUUAAUGACUCUUUUUGGUUUGUUUGUGAGCUUAGUGUUCUUGGGCCAGGCCUUUACAAUCAUGCUUGUCUACGUGUGGAGCCGAAGGAACCCAUAUGUCCGCAUGAACUUCUUCGGCCUUCUCAAUUUCCAGGCCCCCUUUCUACCCUGGGUGCUCAUGGGCUUUUCCUUGUUGUUGGGGAACUCAAUCAUUGUGGACCUCUUGGGUAUUGCAGUUGGACACAUAUAUUUUUUCUUGGAAGAUGUAUUUCCCAAUCAGCCUGGCGGAAUACGAAUUCUGAAAACACCAUCUAUUCUGAAGGCUAUUUUUGAUACACCAGAUGAAGAUCCAAAUUACAAUCCACUACCUGAAGAGCGGCCAGGAGGCUUCGCCUGGGGCGAGGGCCAGCGCCUCGGCGGUUAAAGCGGCAGUGCCAAUGACGAGACCCAGCUGGGAAGGACUCAGAGACGUACCCACUGGGAUUCUUUUAUCCUUUGUGUUGCAAAAGCGUGGACAUUUUUGACAGCUUGACAAGAUUUUAACUCCAGAAGCACUUUAUGAAAUGACACACUGAUUCAUCCAGAAGACAUUUCCAGCAUUUUGCCAGUGGUUCCUCACUACCCUGGCCCUGAAAGUGUAAUCUCUUGGAGCCAAAAAACUGGAGAAACAAAUACCCUGCCGCCUCUAAGGAACAGGUACUCGAGUCCUUGAGUUCAGCAGUAAUGGGCAGAGGUCUUUUCUUCCUCCUCCUCCUCCUCCUCGUUGAUAGACGAGGCCAUGGUGUAAAUGGAAGUUUCAGAGAGGACAAAAUAAAACUGAAUUCCAUCUCUCUCUCACUGAA